GAGACCCUUGAGUUGACCUCAGGCCCUACCCAGUGGUUUAGACCAGGUGACACUGCUUUUAGUGAAGCUCCGUGGAUCCUUCUCCACGUUGAUGGACGACCCUCUCUGCGCUCCAGUUCCCUGUGUUUCCGUCACCGGAGGGCCUGGUGCCCAUAGAGCUUCCAUUCCUGAAGACAUCUUUUUCCUGCUUCUCCACACACCGGGUUCUACUGGAAGGGAAGAUGGCCUGUGUGUCUGGGGCUCAGUGACCAAGGGAGACCCGCAGGCAGCAGCAUGGAGACCCUCUUCCCCGCCCCGCUCUGGGAGGUUCUCUACAACAGCCACCUGCAGGACAACCUGUCCCUUGUGAGCCCCAACCACAGCCUGCCACCCCACCUGCCGCUCAAUGCCAGCCACAGUGCCUUCCUGCCCCUCGGGCUCAAGGUCACCAUCAUGGGGCUCUAUCUGGCUGUGUGCAUAGGGGGGCUCCUGGGCAACUGCCUCGUCAUGUACGUCAUCCUCAGACACACCAAGAUGAAGACAGCUACCAACAUUUACAUCUUUAACUUGGCCCUGGCAGACACCUUGGUGCUGCUGACACUACCCUUCCAGGCCACAGACGUCCUCCUGGGCUUCUGGCCAUUUGGGAAUGCCCUGUGCAAAACAGUCAUUGCCAUCGACUAUUACAACAUGUUCACCAGCACCUUCACGCUGACUGCCAUGAGCGUGGACCGCUAUGUAGCCAUUUGCCACCCCAUCCGCGCCCUCGAUGUCCGCACGUCCAGCAAGGCCCAGGCUGUCAAUGUGGCCAUCUGGGCCCUGGCCUCUGUCGUCGGCAUUCCUGUGGCCAUCAUGGGCUCGGCCCAGGUAGAGGAUGAAGAGAUCGAGUGUCUGGUGGAGGUCCCCGCCCCACAGGACUACUGGGGCCCCCUGUUUGCUGUCUGCAUCUUCCUCUUCUCCUUCAUCAUCCCUGUGUUCAUCAUUUCCGUCUGCUACAGCCUCAUGAUCCGGCGGCUGCGCGGCGUCCGCCUGCUUUCCGGCUCCCGCGAGAAGGACCGGAACCUGCGGCGCAUCACCCGGCUGGUGCUGGUUGUGGUGGCCGUGUUCGUGGGCUGCUGGACGCCUGUCCAGGUCUUUGUGCUGGUUCAAGGGCUGGGGGUCCAGCCGGGCAGUGAGACGGCGGUGGCUGUCCUGCGUUUCUGCACAGCCCUCGGCUACGUCAACAGCUGUCUCAACCCCAUCCUCUACGCCUUCCUGGACGAGAACUUCAAGGCCUGCUUCCGGAAGUUCUGCUGCGCGUCUGCCCUGCGCCGCGAGGUGCCAGUGUCGGACCGCGUGCGCAGCAUUGCCAAGGACGUGGCCCUGGCCUGUAAGACCUCUGAGACAGUACCGCGGCCGGCAUGACUAGGCGUGGACCUGCCCAUGGUGCCUGUCAGCCCGCAGAGCCCGUCCACACCCAACACGGAGCUCACCCAGGUCACUGCUCUCUAGGCUGAGGCACCUGAGCCCUGAGCCUCACCAGCCUUGGCCGCCUUGCCUGUGGCCCAGAGGGCUUGGUGACAUCACAGGACAGGUCAGAGCAUUAGGGCUUCCCUGUGGAUCCGCUCACACUAAACCUGCUCUCCGGGUGCAGGUGGGGCUCAAGGACUGACCAGUGAGUAUGCCUGGCCAGAGCUCACACCAACACACCCACGCUUCACGGGACUCUCCUGCCAUCUCCCCUGCUGCACCCUCGGGUGGGCACACACCUGGAGGUGUGCCCCUGUGCUGUGUGCUGUCGUGAUGGAAAUGGCAGUGUCUCCUCAGGCAGCUGGACGUGCCUGACACUGCCUGGGGAGUCUAGCAGGCAUCUGUGGGCAGUGGGACUAGCCCCGAGCUUGGAUCUGCUGAUGUGGACUUGCCUGAGCUGAGUACUGGAGCAGCUUAAUCACCCCGACUCCCGUGUCCUUUCAGACGCUGCUCAGCGAGCUUUUCCCUCCAGAAGCGCAAUGAACCAUUGUGCUGUACAAGUGUGCGGAGGUGGCUGGGGGCAUCACGUCAUCACCGCAGGCUGCUCCAUCACUCUUAAAGUGGCCCUGUUCCUUAUCUUGGUUGCUUGGCAGGACCCUGCACUCUAUCUGGGUCUUGGUGGCCUUGGAAGAGUGGCAGCCACGAUGGAUGGGUUUUGCUCUGCAUCCCCACUGCUUCAUUUAAGGUGUCUGUGGGGGCAGCCCAAGAGUUCUGCUGCCAGGACUCAUCUUAAACUGUGCCAAAUCAGAGGAUGGUUUCACCUGCAGAGCUGGGUUAAGGGUGGAGCCAAGCUGUGAGGACUGUCUGGGCUGUGGGGACACUAGUGUGUGUGUGGGGUGUCUCCCUGCUGUGGUCACUGGAGAAGCACCAUCCCCAGGCUACAGAUGGAAGCUACGGGUUCCUGCAAUGUUGAGGAGACUCCAUCCCGCCUCCACCCGUGAGCUGAGCACAGCCCUGGCCAAGUGGCCUUAGGCUCUCAUAGAGGACAGGAAGUCCUGACCCUGGGCUGGCUUCUGCUUGGGGAGCCCUGGCCCUGAGGGCGGUUCCUGAGGGCCAGCACCUCUGUAGCUUCGGUGCUUUCUUGGCAUGGCUGAAAGAUUUGUGAACCUGCCUGUCUGUGUGAUGUAUCUCAUGUAUUUGUGCAUGCAACAAGUGUGAUUUCCCCUGCACGCAACCAACCUGAACCUAGGGCCACGAAGUGGGGCCAUAAUAAACCCCUUCC
Molecule: messenger RNA, 2710 nt
Organism: Rhinolophus ferrumequinum (greater horseshoe bat)
Lineage: Eukaryota; Metazoa; Chordata; Mammalia; Chiroptera; Rhinolophidae
Gene: OPRL1
Product: opioid related nociceptin receptor 1
Exons: 5
Coding region: 274-1383 (369 amino acids)
Biological process (GO): neuropeptide signaling pathway; sensory perception of pain
Cellular component (GO): neuron projection; membrane
Molecular function (GO): neuropeptide binding; nociceptin receptor activity
Source: RefSeq, a predicted model, not a curated record